CUCUCUCGCUCUUGCUCUAACCCUGCCUUGGUCCAGCAUUAAACCCAUCUCUCUCUCUCUCUCUCUCUCUCUCUCUCUCUCUCUCAAUGAAGCAUUCUCGCUUCAGUUCGCUGUUCAAUUUGUAUUCUCGUUUCGGUUUCCGAAACGUACCGGGCGUUUCGCUGUACUCGACGGCUACAGAUCCCACAUAUCAUCAUAGAAAGUGCUGGAAUGGUGCCCUGAACAACCUCUACGGUCGGAUUUCUCGAGUCGGAGAUCGCAAUGCAUGCAUUUUGCCGAUUCUCGACGAAUGGAUUGAAGAAGGCGGAAACGCAGAGAAAGAUGACCUCGUCACCAUAAUCAAGGAGCUCAGGCAAUUCAAGUACUAUAAGCACGCUCUUGAGUUAUCUAUGUGGAUGACUGACAAAAGGUACUUCAGCCUUAUGAAGGCUGAUGUUGCCAUCCGGCUGGACUUGAUUUCAAAAGUUCAUGGAAUUGAACAAGCUGAGAAUUAUUUUGAAAACAUUCCAAAACAAUUGAAAGCUCUCGAGGUUUACUGUACUCUCCUCAACUGCUAUGCCCAUGUAAAACUUGUGGAAAAAGCCGAGGCCACCAUGCAGAAGAUGAGGGAUCUGGGGUUCGCCAGGACACCUUUGGUCUAUAACGCUUUGCUCAAUUUGUAUUAUAAGACUGGAAACACUGAUAAAUUUGACGUUCUGCUGAAUGUAAUGGAAGAGAGUGGCAUCAGUUGUGACAGAUGCACGUAUGGGAUCCGUCUCAGUGCAUAUGCUUCUGCUUCUGAUCAUGAGGGAAUUGACAAGGUUGUGGCAGAAUGGGAAUCCAAUCCUGGGUUCCAGGUGGAUUGGAUUAAUUAUUCCGUUGCGGCAAAUGGUUAUGUGAAAGUAGGAAACGUGGAAAGGGCUUUGGAAAUGCUAGAGAAGUCUGAAAAACUGAUAUCAAGCUCUGAAAGACCGAGGGCAGUAUAUGAGCACCUUAUGACUCAAUAUGCGGUACUAGGGAAGAAAGAUGAUGUUGUGAGACUGUGGAAACUUUACAGCAAGCACAUGAAAAUAUACAAUAAGGGUUAUAUAGCCAUAAUAACCUCACUCUUGAAGUUUGGUGAUGUUGAAAGUGCUGAGAAGAUCUACGAAGAAUGGGAAUCCAGGGAAUUAACUUUUGAUAUUCGUAUACCGAAUCACUUAAUUGGUGCUUAUGCCAGAAGGGGCCUUUUUGACAAGGCUGAAGCCUUUCUUAACAGGAUAAUACUUAAGGGUGGGAAACUGGAUACACGGUCAUGGUUUACUUUGGCAAGAUUGUAUCUUGAUCGUAAUCAAAUUGAGAAGGCAGUUGAGUUGAUGAGGAGAGCACUUUUGACUGAGGGGCCUCAGUGGAUGCAUGACAAGCGUGUUUUGGCUGUCUGUUUGCGACACAUGAAAAAGAGACCAGAUCUGGAGGGAGCGGAGGAGUUUAUAAGACAGCUCGGGGAUAAUUGUGUUAUCCCCGUAAGUGUUCAGGAGAGAUUGUUGGAUUAUAUUAAUAAAGAUGAUUCAGUCUCUAGAACCAGGUGAAGUGGAAUGGGAUGAUCUGAAUGGAGAUAAAGAAACGAGUGGACCUUUAGAAGCCGAGGGGACUAGUAGUAGUUAGGAUUAGAGACUCCUGAAAAUUUAGGUAGAGGCAAGUCAACAGCAGGGACUUGUAAAGAUGUGCGUGAGGAUGAAGCUGACGUGUAUUCAAGAUAUCAUUUUUCUGUCAAUGAAGAUGUUGCUUUUGUUUCUCUAAUCUGAUCAUGAAGUUUGCUGCAUAUAUAGAGGACUUGAAUGAAUUUUAUUUUGUAUUUUUCCUAUUCAUGAAGAUUGAGAAAUUCCCUGAACAA
This is a messenger RNA of Prunus dulcis (almond), 1852 nucleotides long. Its product is annotated as pentatricopeptide repeat-containing protein At2g20710, mitochondrial-like. The record is from RefSeq and is a predicted model, not a curated record. Gene Ontology annotation, cellular component: mitochondrion. The coding region runs from base 87 to 1547 and encodes 486 amino acids. NCBI's taxonomy places the organism in Eukaryota, Viridiplantae, Streptophyta, Magnoliopsida, Rosales, Rosaceae. The transcript is spliced from 2 exons. Gene Ontology annotation, molecular function: protein binding.